CUCCUCCAUAGCUAUGUCCGCCCUCAGGUUAUUUGACAUUGAAAUUUGAAUUGGUGUUUGUUUUCGUGUGAGCAAAUAAUAGAUGUGAUAGCGUAAUUUAUUAAGUUUAAACCCAUUUUUAAUGCACCAUUAUUUUGUAUUUGUGACUAUUUUAUACUAAUGUAACUGCCAAUAUGUUUUUAUGAGUCAUUAUAUUGAAAACUCUAGUGAAUGACGUAAAUCUGAAAUGGAGAAUAGCAUCAUUACAAGAACUCCUUUGAAAGAUCUCAACACUGGAAGAAAUAUUUCUUCUACACAAAGAAAAGAAUGCAUGGAAACAAAAAGGAAAAGGAAAAAAACAAAAAAAUUAUCUAAUGAUCAUACUGUCCAAGGAACUCUGUUGAAUUAUCUCACUAUUGGCAAUUCAUCCAAACAAAUUUUGAAUGAAACAAAAAAGGAUGAGAGCCAGGUUGUUGAGGAAAAGGAAAGUCUUGAUGAUUCUAAGUUGACUUCUGAUUACAAUGAAUCAUUAAAAAAUACCAUGUUUAGGGUCAAUAGAUUUUUCAUGGAGGAUCUUAAAUGCCCUGAAUUUUCUCCUUUUAGUCAAAUUAGCUAUUCAUGCUCAUCAGCUAGCUCUUGUGAGUAUGAAAACCAUAAGAUAAUUGCUGAACAAAUCAGUGAAACACAAGAAAAAGCUCUUACUUUCUUAGCAAAAAGUUGGUAUGUUCUUAAAUACCCUUUGACGUGCCUUAUUAAUGAGAGGACAUAUCUCAGUCCUUUUGUUCUAAGAUUUCUUUUUUAUGGCAUUGUGGAUGAAAAAGAUGAGAGUAUUUGCCUGAGGAUUAAAGAUAUUAUAAAAGGUCAUUUAAAACUACAUCCACCUUGUAACAAGAGACUACGAAAUUUGUACUGUAGUACUCUUGUGGGAGAAAUAGAUAAUGUGGAUCCAUCCAAUCCAGAAAUUGUGACCUGUAAUUUUAAGAAUAUUUUGAAAUGCAUCGAUAAAACGAUCAAAGAUAUAAAUAAUAAACCGGAUGAUGACGGUGUUGAUGAUGUAGUAAAAGAAGAUGUCGUUGUAAAUAAGAGUUUUGAAAUCCCCGAGAAUAUUGAUGACUUCUAUCAGUUUUUUUCUGAUAAUUAUAAGAAAACUGGUAAUAUUUUACCAACAGCUUUAAUUUCAUCUAAUAAAGAUUUUGAAGAAGAUAAAGAUAAUAUUGAUUCCAGAGCUAUACUCAAAAGGUUAUUUUUUGUAUUUAGCUUAAUGGUUGACAUCUUAGAGGAAAACUUCAGGAUGUGGUGGAUGAGGUCAAGAUAUUGUUUGCGAAACAAACUACGCAGUGAAUCAUCUUUCCCUAUUAUUGUUAAGAUUGUCUGUGAAGAUAUCAAAGAUCGUAAUUCACUAAAUGAGCAUUGUAUUGAAGUAUUUGAUCUCUUCAGUUCUUGUCCUAAGGAAUAUAAGUUUGAAAUAGCUAGAUACAUCACAUUAUUAAGUGAAGUUGUAAGAGCAAGUGAAGAAAAUAAAGAAAUGAAAUUUCCAUCUUUUGGUAUACAUUGUAAUAGAUUUGCUAAAGAACUCUCGGCCUUUGUGAAAAUGACAAAUGUGAUAAAUGAAGAUACUGUAUCUAACAUCCAACUGAUUUAUCCUUAUUGGCUAAAAUUCAAAGUUAUUGGUUUUAUUUUGAAGAGUGAGUUGACAUCGAAUGGGAUUGAUGAUCUUAAUUCUGUUGUAAAAAUAAUUAUGAGAAAUCUUUCUUUGAGACCUAAAACAGUGUUAAACAAGGGUAAUCAGAGAGGAAUUUCAAAGAAAAAUUUAAAUCCUAAAAACAAUAAAUGUGAUACUUCAGGGGAAACUGUCAUUCACAAAUACUGUAGAAUGAACAAUCAUAAAGCUCUGAGUGUUGCAUUAAGAAGCAAAGAUGUCAAUGUAAAUAUUGCUGAUAAUGCAGGUUGGACACCCUUACAUAAUACUGCACAUUAUAAUUCUAUCGAUUGCCUCAAAUUACUUGUCAAGCAUAGAUUAACUGCUCCAGCAGGAGCUGAAGAACUAAAUAUAUUUUCUCUUAAUAGUGAUAAUGAUACUCCUCUGUCAUGUGCUGUAAAACAAGGGAAUGAAAAAAUUGUUGACAUUUUAUUGAGUAAUGGAGCUGGUGUCACUGUAUGGAACACAGUGUCUUCAGACUGUUCAGCUGUUCAGCUUGCUAAGACCAAGCAGAUGGAGGAAGUACUGAUCAAAGGUUGGGAAACAUCUACUUCAUUAUACAGAAAUUUAAACCUGACUCCUCUAGAAAUAGAUUUAAUAUAUCAUAUGAUUAUAUCAUAUUGUAAACUAUACCAUGUUAGAGAAUACCCUGUCACUCUAGAUCCUAAGUUGUGUAAACCUGACUCCCACUAUAAUUUUGAUUAUAUACAGUAUUGUAAGGAUGAAAACACUCUUCUGACACUUCAUGAGCUAGUUGAAAAAUUGAGUACCUGUCGUUCAAAUCCAAAGAAUUUGAAAAUGAUUUUAUUUUAUUUAAAAUGUAAAAUUAAGUAAUUUAAUUGUAAGCUUAUAUAUUAAGUAAAAAAGAGUAAGCUAUUUUAAAACAUAUUUAAUGAGCAUGUAAGUUAAUAAUAGCUGCGAUUUUCUUAUUUGUUGUAUUGUUGUUGUUUUUUAUAUUCUGUUGUUAUUCACAAAUAUGGUCACUAUAUUUUUAACUUGAAUUAUUGUUUGUUAUAUUUAUUUAAAAAUGUUUUCAUCGUGACCCUAAUAAAGAUUUGAAAAUUUUCACUUUUAAGAUAGUUAUUCAUGUCAUUUUAUCCAUAUUUAGAAUAAAUUAAUGUAAUAUACAAAU
Messenger RNA from Nezara viridula (southern green stink bug), 2810 nucleotides. The record is from the annotation of a GenBank genome assembly. NCBI's taxonomy places the organism in Eukaryota, Metazoa, Arthropoda, Insecta, Hemiptera, Pentatomidae.